This is a messenger RNA of Rhizophagus irregularis DAOM 181602=DAOM 197198, 894 nucleotides long. The record is from RefSeq and is a predicted model, not a curated record. NCBI's taxonomy places the organism in Eukaryota, Fungi, Glomeromycota, Glomeromycetes, Glomerales, Glomeraceae.
AAAAAAAAAAAAAAAAUGUCUUGCCAAACUUACAACAACACAAUUAAUAAAUUCAAACUUCCGUUCCCACCUACUAUCGAUCCAAAUGAUAUUGUAGAAAAACGUAAACCUUGUAAAGUUAAAUCGAAAGGCCCAAAUGCUUUCCUUAUAUAUCGUAAAGCGUUCUUAGACCAUCUCUCACACCUAAAAUGCAAUCUUAAAAUGACUGAUGUAUCAAAAUUAGUGAGCAAGUACUGGGAAGAUGAAAGUAACACUGUAAAAGACGCAUAUCGUGACAUUUCAAAAAAAGUAGAAGAAUUAUUAGUCGAACGACGUAAAAAAACCGUUUCGAAUAGACUCAUUUGGAAGAAUUCUUCUACACAUAAACGAAAUCGAUUAGAAAAGAAGACAACUAAAGUUCAAAAAAUUAAAUCACCAAAAAUUAAUACAGAGGUUAUUCAUUCAAAUCGUAAUUAUCAAUUUAUAUCAACAUUUCCUGAUACUAUAACUUCAUCGUCCUCACAAAAGCAUGACACAGAAGUUACUAUAAUCAAUGAACCUAGCACUCCUCCAGAAAAUAUUCAAAAUCCACAACUUAACUAUUGCCAAGAGUUCAUUUACAAUCCAGAAUCAUAUCUUAAUCAAUUUUAUUUCCCUUGUUACGAUCUACAAAUCGUAGAAAAUCCUUGUUCCAAUCUAAGUAUUUAUGAGAAUCCACAACAACAAUUACAAGAAGAAACUUCAUUAUCGGCGAAAAUGUAUUAAUUUACAUUCAUAAGAUUUUUUAUUAUGACUCGAGGAAAAUCCAAACAAAAAAAUUUCGUUAUCGUCGAAGAUCAUUUGAUCUGUAUUUACAAUGCGUAAAAUGCUUAAAAAAUUUUUCUUUUUCGAAAUUACUGUACUUUUUUUUUUUUU